Sciurus carolinensis (gray squirrel) is the source of this 1062-nucleotide messenger RNA. RefSeq names its product cellular communication network factor 6 (gene Ccn6). The transcript has 5 exons. Bases 1 to 1062 code for a protein of 353 amino acids. Lineage: Eukaryota; Metazoa; Chordata; Mammalia; Rodentia; Sciuridae. Gene Ontology annotation, cellular component: extracellular region; extracellular matrix. The record is from RefSeq and is a predicted model, not a curated record. Gene Ontology annotation, molecular function: integrin binding; heparin binding. Gene Ontology annotation, biological process: cell adhesion; signal transduction.
AUGCAGGGACUUCUCUGUUCCACUCUGCUCUUCUCUGGGCUGGCACAGUUCUGCUGCAGGGCACAGGGCACGGGGCCAUUAGACACAACUGAAGGAGGGCCCAGAGAAGCAUCAGAAGCACAUCAGCGUAAACAGUUUUGUCACUGGCCCUGCAAAUGUCCUCAUCAGAAGCCCCGCUGCCCUCCUGGAGUGAGUUUGGUGAGGGAUGGCUGCGGAUGCUGCAAAAUUUGUGCCAAGCAACCAGGGGACAUCUGCAAUGAAGCUGACCUCUGCGACCCACACAAAGGACUGUAUUGUGACUACUCGGCAGAUAGGCCUAGGUACGAGACCGGAGUGUGUGCAUACCUUGUAGCUGUUGGAUGUGAGUUCAACAGGGUUCAUUAUCGGAAUGGCCAAGUGUUUCAGCCCAACCCUCUGUUUAGCUGCCUCUGUGUGAGUGGGGCGAUUGGAUGCACACCUCUGGUCAUACCUGAGCUGGUUGACAGUCAUUGCUCUGGAGCUAACGGGGGAAAGAAGUUUGAUCAGUCCAAGUGUGGCCUGGGACCAUUACAAAGGCAGCUCUUGACAAGCUACAAGACAAUGCCAGCUUUUAGGAAUCUUCCACUUAUUUGGAAAAGAAAAUGUCUUGUGCAAGCUACAAAGUGGACUCCCUGCUCCAGAACGUGUGGGGUGGGAAUAUCUAACAGGGUAACCAAUGAAAACAGCAACUGUAAAAUGAGAAAAGAGCAAAGAUUGUGUUAUAUUCAGCCAUGCAACAGUAAUAUAUCAAAGACAGUAAAGAUUCCUAAAGGAAAAAGAUGCCAACCUACUUUCCAACUCUCCAAAGCUGAAAAAAUAUUCUUUUCUGGGUGCUUAAGUACUCAGAGUUACAAACCCAUUUUUUGUGGAAUAUGCCUGGAUAAGAGAUGUUGCAUUCCUAAUAAGUCUAAAAUGAUUACCAUCCAGUUUGAUUGCCCAAAUGAAGGCUCAUUUAAGUGGAAGAUGCUCUGGAUUACAUCUUGUGUAUGUCAAAGAAAUUGCAGGGAACCUGGAGAUAUAUUUUCUGAGCUCUUGAUUCUAUAA